Molecule: messenger RNA, 1968 nt
Organism: Chiroxiphia lanceolata (lance-tailed manakin)
Lineage: Eukaryota; Metazoa; Chordata; Aves; Passeriformes; Pipridae
Gene: RBM46
Product: RNA binding motif protein 46
Exons: 6
Coding region: 216-1745 (509 amino acids)
Cellular component (GO): nucleus
Molecular function (GO): mRNA binding
Source: RefSeq, a predicted model, not a curated record
CGCACCUGUGCCCGCCCCCCGCGCCCGCGGAUUGGCCGGGCGGGCCCGAGCGAGGGAAAGCUGUGUCUGCGGUCCGGGCGCGUGAGGCGCUGGGUGGAGGGGCCGCUGCUGCCGCUGCCCGGGGAAGAGGAGGGGACGCGGAGUUUCCUGCGGUGUGUCCGCCGUCCCGGGCAGCGCUGUGUGGUGUACGGCUCCCGACGGGACAGCGGGCAGUCAUGCCGUGGCCUCGUCUCCCUGGGGAUAGCGCUGUUGCAGAUAUGCAUGAAGAAAAUAAAACUGCAGCAAAUGGAUGUGGCAAAAUCCGAAGUGGUGCUCAGAAUGGGGCUGCUUUACUUGCCCUGAUGGAGAAGACUGGAUACAGCAUGGUUCAACAAAAUGGGCAAAGAAAAUUUGGUGGUCCUCCACCAGGUUGGGAAGGUCCUCCUCCACCUCGUGGAUGUGAAGUUUUUGUGGGUAAGAUUCCUCGUGAUAUGUAUGAAGAUGAAUUAGUUCCUGUUUUUGAGAGAGCUGGGAAGAUCUAUGAGCUCAGACUGAUGAUGGAAUUCAGUGGUGAGAAUCGAGGCUAUGCUUUUGUGAUGUACACCACUAAAGAGGAAGCCCAGCUAGCCAUCAAGAUUCUUAAUAAUUAUGAAAUUCGUCCAGGGAAGUUUAUUGGUGUCUGCGUAAGCUUGGACAACUGCAGGCUAUUUAUUGGAGCAAUUCCUAAAGAUAAGAAGAAAGAAGAAAUACUGAAUGAAAUGAAGAAAGUUACAGAAGGAGUGGUGGAUGUCAUUGUUUAUCCAAAUGCCACUGACAAAACUAAAAAUCGUGGCUUCGCUUUUGUAGAAUAUGAAUCUCACAGAGCAGCUGCCAUGGCUAGAAGACGACUAAUCCCAGGAACGUUCCAGCCCUGGGGUCAUACUAUUCAAGUAGACUGGGCAGAUCCUGAGAAAGUAGUUGAUGAAGAAACUAUGCAGAGAGUUAAAGUAUUGUAUGUAAGAAAUUUAAUGAUAUCUACUACAGAGGACAAAAUUAAAGCUGAAUUCAACAAGUUCAAGCCAGGAGUAGUUGAACGUGUAAAGAAGUUGAGAGACUAUGCUUUUGUUCAUUUUUUCCACCGAGAAGAUGCAGUUGCUGCUAUGUCUGUAAUGAAUGGAAAGUGCAUUGAUGGAGCCAGUAUUGAGGUAACACUGGCAAAGCCAGUUAACAAAGAAAGUUCUUGGAAGCAACAUUUUAAUGGUCAGAUAAGUCCCAGUUCUGAAAAUCUCUUAGGGUUUCCUAACAAAGAAGAUGGUACUCAAAAAUCCUUGGGGAAACCAGCAAGUCUUUCAGUUCGUCUUAAUGGCCAGCACAGUCCAGGCUCCCCUGAAGCUGAAAGAAGUACAUACCCCUUUUUUCCAGGAAUAAAGCUUACUCCAAUUAGCAUGUAUUCUUUAAAGCUGAAUCACUUCAGUUCUGCAGUAAUGCAUCUGGAUUAUUUUUGUCAUAAAAAUAGCUGGGCACCGCCAGAGUACUGCUUGUAUUCAACAACAAGUCAGGAUGGGAAAAUACUCUUGGUGUACAGGGUGCUUAUUUCUAGUAUUGCAGAUGAUUCCCAGAGUUAUUUCAUGCCAGAAAAACUCUGUACAACGGUAGAAGAUGCAAAGGAGUUGGCAGCACAGUUCACACUUUUACAUCUAGCCCCCGAGCAAGCAUAUAUAACUUUGCUGUCCCUGAAUGCAGCAUGGUGGGAUAGUAAAGCCAACUGUACACCCUACUUGGCUUGAAUUUCCCUGAAGAAGAAAAGUUUGGAAUUUAUUGCUUUGGAUCUUGUCAUGAAAGAAAAAAGAAUACCACGCGGAUAUAUAAUUACCGGAAAUUCACGUUCCAUGUUUAACAAUGAAUAAUUCUUCAAAGUGCAUGUGUGUAUUAAGCAUUUCAAUAUGAAGAUUAGUGAAAUUGAACGUUAAAUUGUUUUGGUUAGUUUGAUUAAAUUUGGGUUUUAAAAGA